Aureobasidium vineae is the source of this 1140-nucleotide messenger RNA. NCBI's taxonomy places the organism in Eukaryota, Fungi, Ascomycota, Dothideomycetes, Dothideales, Saccotheciaceae. The record is from the annotation of a GenBank genome assembly.
AUGUCUGCCCAACUGCCUGAUGCUAGAAGCUCCGAUGUGGAGCUCACGCAGCCAACCCACGAAGAAGCCGUACAACAGACCAGACUCAACAGUACUGAAUGGAAGGGCGCUUUAUCCCUCGAUGCAUACCUUGGUAGAGAGGAACAUCUCGGCAAGCAAAAACUGAUCAGUGGUGGUGGUCUCACCUCUUGGGCAUUGGUGACAAAGACCGGUAGCCCUCGUGCCGUCCUUUCGAGCUGUGAGACCAUCCGCAAGAAAGCUCUUGUUGUCCAAAAUGGUCAGGUCAAGGAAGUAAUCUGUCAUGGCGUGGCUAGUGUAUUCUGCCCUCCAGAAUACCGUGGUAAGGGUUAUGCCGGAAGAAUGAUCAAGGACUUGGGAGAGAAGCUGCACAACUGGCAAACAGAGGGGCGCGAUUGUUUGUUUAGUGUAUUGUAUUCGGAUAUUGGCAAGCCAUUCCCAUCUGCUCACGUUUCGCUUCCUCCAUCGAAUCUGCAACACGAAUCUCUGCCGGAAGCGAAGUUCCUACACGCUGGCGAUCUGGCGGAGCUGUGCGAUACUGACCUGGAGUUGGUGCACAAGAAGCUUGCCAGUGUUGCAUCCUCAGGCAAGACGAUUGCUUCGAUCAUACCCGAUGUCGAAACCUUUUCAUGGCACCAUGCUCGUGAGGAAUUUGUUGCAAAUGAGCUGUACGGCAAGUCUCCUGAAGUCAAGGGAGCUAUCGUCGGCAGCGAGAAAGGCAAGCGAGUAUGGUGUGUAUGGAUGCGAACAUGGUACAACAGCGAUCCUCAAAGCACCAAAGACAACACACUGAAUAUUCUUCGACUCGUGGUGGAGGACCCAGAGUACACCGAACUGUCUGCAGCGACAGAUGAAAGUGUGGAGAAGAGCAAGGGUACUUACGUGACUGCAGCCAUCGCAUCACUGUUAGCUGCAGCUCAGGCGGACGCCAGCAAGUGGCACAUGGGCUCGGUCGACAUCUGGAACCCUACAGCUUCAAUGCUAGCGGCUGCANAGCAGCUGGACCACGCAGCACAGGUCGUUCACCGCGAGAAGGACAGUAUUGCGAGCUUGAGAUGGUAUGGAGAAGGAUCGGUGGACAAUGUUGAGUGGCUUGAUAACGAGAAAUAUGCUUGGUGCUGA